Messenger RNA from Uranotaenia lowii, 2006 nucleotides. RefSeq names its product esterase B1-like. The coding region runs from base 174 to 1907 and encodes 577 amino acids. The record is from RefSeq and is a predicted model, not a curated record. The transcript is spliced from 5 exons. NCBI's taxonomy places the organism in Eukaryota, Metazoa, Arthropoda, Insecta, Diptera, Culicidae.
AACGCAUCGAUGAAUGAAUUUACCGCAAAGCUUGUGCCAUCAAUGGCUGGUGGUGUUUAUUUACGAAGAUCCAUUCAGUAGACGCUCUUGUUCCGAUCGGAUCGAACGCAUUCAGACAAGCUGCUCGCGGUGAUCGCGUGUUUCAAAUCGACAAUCCGCAAUAAGUAGUAAAUAUGUUAGAGUUUCUAGUGACAGGGGCUAAAUUUUUCUUUGCUGCAUUGAAUUACUUCAUCAAGGGGUACAUUUUGAAACGAUGGCCCCCCGCCAAUCGUCCCGCGGUCACCGUCCGUCAGGGAACGCUUCGAGGCGUUGCGGCCAAGCUUCCGAAUGGUUCUGUUUAUCACUAUUACAAGGGUGUACCGUAUGCCAAACACCCGAUCGGCGAUCUUCGCUUUAAGCCGCCCGUUCCGCUGGAGAAAUUCGAUACACCUGUGGUUGAGUGCCUUAUGGAAAGAAGUGAUUGCAUUCAGCUCGAUCUAUUCACUAAUCGGGCCAUCGGUUCGGAAAAGGGCUUGUACUUGAAUGUUUACACACCAGAAAAAGACGCCAAUAAAUAUCCGGUUAUGGUUUUUAUCCACGGCGGUGGUUUUAUAGCUGGCACCGGUAGCAGUCUCUUUUACAAUCCGAUCCAUUUGGUUCAAGAGGGGGUGAUCGUCGUCACUAUAAACUAUCGUUUAGGGCCUCUGGGCUUUCUCAGUUUACCGAGUGCUGGAAUUUCCGGAAACGCUGGCCUGAAGGAUCAACGACUAGCUUUUAAAUGGAUACACGAAAACAUCGAACAGUUUGGAGGCGAUCCAGGCAACGUUACGAUCUUCGGCGAAAGUGCUGGUAGCAUGUCGGCUUAUCUACAUUACCUUUCACCGGAAUCAAGAAAAUAUUUCCAUCGAGUGAUAUGCCAGAGUGGAAUCCCCUGCACUGAAACAUUCUUCCAAACCAAUGGCAGUGAGAAGGCUAGGAAACUGGCUCGACUUCUGGGUUGCAAAGGAGAUUCAGAUGCUGAAGUUCUUGAGACGCUACUCAAAGCACCGGCCAGUUCGCUAGUUUACAAUCAGCACAAAGUGCUAACUAACGCUGAGAAGCGAGCAGGUGUCAAGUUCGCUUUUAUGCCGGUCAUAGAGGAUGCCCUUGAUGAUGACACUGCUGGUGGUAGUAUAAUCACAAAAACACCGGAAGAAAUUCUCAAAAGCGCGGAUACUUUGGAUAUGCCCCUCAUCGAUGGAUGCAACAGUGGAGAGGGAAUCUUGUCGUUGUACCUAAUGAAAAACAAGUUCCAGUUGGGCAACAGUGAACCGGAAAGAUUCGUUCCCCAGCUGUUGGGCCCAUCGGAAGAUUUCGAUCGGAAGGAGCUUGGCAAGCAGAUUAGGAAGUUUUACUUCGGAGAUAAACUAGUCGCCAGAAGCACGUGCGAUCAGGUGAGCGACAGUAUGGCGGAUAACUAUUUCAUAACGAAUUCCAUGAUCAAUGCGAUUUGGAUUUCGAAAUAUCAACCGCGGGUCGCUCACUAUCAUUAUCGGUUCACGUUCGACGGUCGAUUCAGUAUCAUCAAACGGCUCUUCAAUGAAACCAAAGCCAAGGGAGCUUGCCACGGCGAUGAUGUUUUUUACAUGUUCAGCCCUACUUGUUUGCCCAAUUUGCCGGAAGAAAGCCCCGAGUGCCGGGUCCGAGAGACGUUUGUUAAACUGUGGACGAAUUUCGCCCGAUUCGGAAAUCCCACGCCUGAAGCAGUCAACACUGGGGGAAUCGGUUUCCAGUGGAAACCGGUGGAGAAAAAUCCCACAUCCUCGCCCAGCUUCAAGUGGGACUGCUUGGAGAUCAGCCAAGUUCCAAGAAUGAUUCGAGAUCCCUACCCCGAAAGGUUGCAACUGUGGACAAACUUAUUGAACAAAUUCAGGAAGGGUUAUUUGUGAUACGGUUCUAGUUGUAUGUUUACGGUAGGUUAUAUUUGUUGAAUUGGUUGUUUAGGAAAGUAUCUAUUCUAUUUUUAAUAAAAUAAAAAACUGAAGUUA